AUCAAAUUUCGCCAAACGAUCGCAAUAAAUUUGCAAUGGAAGUAGAAUUCAAACCAGACUUGGAACUGUACAUUCAACCAGACGAUUGGAAAGCCAUUUUUAAUACAUUCCUUCAACCAGGCACACCGCUCUUCUCAACAAAGGAGUUGGAAUUAAGCGAAAAGUUGAAUCUGGAGCUUUAUCCAACAAUUUCUGACUUGUCCAAACUGGCGAAAAUCGCUUACUCUACUUUCGCCGAUGCAAAGGAGCAAUUGACAAAAUUAAGCCUGACCGACUACAAGCUUAUCUGUAAAGCAGAAAAGGGACCGUUCCAUGCAUUCGUCCUGUUUCGUGAGGGAAGCCUUUCCGAGAAGAGGCAUCGACAGCUUAUUAUUGCUUUUAAAGGCUCCGCUUCCCCUGAGGACAUUGAAGCCGAUCUGCAAGGGAUUGCCAAUAACCAGAAAACGCCACAAUUAAACCUUGCUUGCUCCUUCGCACUCCAAGUCCUGGAAUUUGUGAAAAUGGACACCUUAUCGGAUCCACUUCAACUCAUCAUCACUGGACACUCUCUAGGUGGUUGGUUAGCCCAGAUUGCAACGUUUGCCGUAAAAUAUUUGAAUUUUGAUGAAGACAAAACCAAAUUCGUGCGAGCCAAAAUGGAAAAGUGGCACCCCCAUUGUGUCGUAUUCGACAGUCCUGGUGCUUUUCAAAUACUAGAUUACCUUAACUCACAUGAAGAAAUUAGACAACAUCAUGAAUCGCAUACCCUGGACAUUUGCAAUAUUGUCUUUUAUCCCAACAUUGUUAAUGUAAUCAAUUCUCCCUUCGGUGAUAUGGUGCAGAUUAGCACGGAACAAAUUGGACAAAAAUUUAAAAAUUGUAGACCUGAGGAUACAAUUAGAUCCAUUUAUAAUUACACUAAAGACUUCCACAGUAUUGAUCUGUUUGUAAAGGUUUUACAUCCGACCACCCCACCCAGUCCAUCAGCAAAUGAUGUGGGUUUAAAGCUGGAUCAUAAUUUAAAUGGUGAGGUAUCAUAUGGUAGAAUAGUAAACUGGCCACUGGUUGUAUAUUCAGGAUGGGACACUAAAGUAGAUAAGAGGGUAAGCGAAUUCAAAAUUAAGCGGAUGGGAAAAUUAGUCUUGAAAGCAUUCACCCUUUUACGAGACAGGGGUGCUAGGAGCGAGUUUACGAACUGGAUCCAAGAACAAACAAAGUUUUGUGAAAUUAAAUUUCCCCAAAAUGAUGAGAUUAGUUUAUCAACAACCAGAUUAAGCAAGUCGGUAAAAAAAAUUAUUCAACAGUUUGAACAAAUUCGGCUAUGGAAUGAAUAUAUCGGAAAAGGCAUGAAACAUACGGACAAAUUGAAGUUAUUAGAUAAAAUUUGCUUUCACGAGCUGAAAUAUAUUUUAGAGAAAGGUUUCAAGUUUACCGAGGAAGAUGGAAGCAUACAUUUUGCAAAUAUUGAACAACUUAAAAUUCUGAGAAAUUGUAACACGUUCAAUAUACAAGGGAAAUUAUCUGAAGGGAUAAACAAGUUACCAGAUCAUAAUUUUACAAAUCUAUUGUUUUCCAGUGAGAAAUACUGUGAUGCAAUGCUAGCCAAAUAUCCCAACGUGGAAUUCAGUCUCACGGACAUCCCUAACCUAGAAAAUAUAGGUAAGGAUGAUCGGGUACAAAUUUUUACGUCACAAAGAAAACAAUUGUUGACGUUGACCAUGCUUAAAUAUGUUUAUCUGAAACAUGCAGGAUUAAGUGAAUCCCUAACGAAAGCAAUAGUUUUGAAAUAUGAUACCAGUAAUGCAUUGUAUAGUUCACAAAUCCCCGUAAAACUGCAUGGGAUUGAUUUAAUAAUUAUUGACUGCAUCGAAAGUAACGUAUCGAAUGAUAUAUUAGAGAAAUUUUCAUCCUCACAUGAAUACAGAUAUAUCUGGUUAAUAUAUUGCACCGAGGACGAACCGACAACUCCACAAAACUCUUGUGAACUGAUCACAAAACGAAAAAUUCUUGACACUCACGACUUGAAUAUCGACGACAAGUUACUCAACAGCUUGCUCGAAAAAUAUAUAGUUUUCCAGGGAGAAGGCAAAUUGCUGAAAGAUAUUAUGCGUAAUAUAACUGAAGAGUUUAGAGAUCACUUGCGCUCACGGCCAUCCACCAUUUUGUCUAUUCUCAAUGGUAGUCAGGAAAUUGGAAACACUCCAAAAACUUUACUCGAUCUGAGGAACGCAUGUUUCGAAGUUUCUCAUAAAAUGAGCAGCCUGGAAUUGGAAACGUACUACCAAAGGAAAACAAAUCAUAACACAAUUGUUACAAUUCUAAGUAACCGCCAAGAUUUUGUAAGCGACAAACGGCUAUCCGAUAUUAGUGGACGAUUAUCAAUGGAAAAUAUAAAAGUCAAGACAAUAACCGAUCUUGAGGAAUUUCGAAACAUCUGCUUUCACAAUCCCGCGUGCGUUGUCGACCUAAUACGUUACGAUGAACAAACUUUCGAGCUUAGCUUACAGUAUAAUCCAAGUUUUUACGCCGAGCGGGAAAUUCAAAAACCAGGGAUAGAUUUGGAAGCGGUAUCACGUCAAUUAAAAUCUGAAAGGGGAAUUGAUUGUUACAUAGGCUCAGUAUUUCCAGAAAUAAUAAACAUUGUGGAAGUUGAUCCCAUAAAUGACAGGGCGCAAUUGUCUAGCAUACAAAUUCCAGAAGACAUAAUGGAAUUUACAGAAAAUGAAAAUAAGUCAAUAAUUUUCGUAAAAUCCUAUGAAGGAUAUGAAUGUAUCAAAAGCGAUCGUAGCAAAAUAAAAAUUGCGAACACCAUAAUUAAGGAAAACGACCUAAGCAGCCAGGAUGUUCGAUUUAUUAUUCUUUCCGAUGUGCCCGGGAUGGGAAAGUCUACAACGGCGAUACGCAUGGCCAACGGACUUUUGAAAAGUCGUACUGAUGAAGCUCAUCUUUUAAUUAUAAUCGAGCUCAAAACUUUGAAAAACCUCGAACAGAUUUUGCUAACCCAAGGAAAUGAUGAGUUCUUAUCAAGUUUUGUUAAUUUUGUUGCUACAAAUCAACGGUUUAACGAGAUAACAAAAUUUUUAUUGUAUCACUUUAUUAAAAGAGAUCGCCCUAAUGCUGUUACAAUCAUUGCGGAUGGUUUUGACGAAAUGACGAUUGAAAACAAAAAACUAUUCGCAAAUAUUCUAAUGUACAUCAGAAAGCAAACACAAAUCAGGGUGGUCAUUACCACCCGUCCUCACGAUUGUAACCAGCUACAAUACGCUCUAUCCGUAUUGGCACAUACAUUUGUGCCUAUGGACAACUCUGAACCUCGUGAGAAAGAAAACUUUCUUGUAAAUUUGUGGUCUGUGGCAGUUAGGUGUACUACAAAAUCAGAAAUUCAACUAAAAUCAGAAAUUGAAAUACUAGAUGAGUUUGCAACCAAAGUAAUCCAAAUGGCACAACCGGCUUUAUUUAGUGAGAGGGAGCAAUUUCUCGGGGUACCCCUUCAGUUAAGAAUUUUGUCCGAAAUAUUUCUUCCCGAUGCCAUGGAGAUGAUUAUUACUAGUAAAGUUAAGCAAGGCAUAAUAGAGAAGUUCAAGGGAAAAGAAUCUUUGGCUUUCAUAUAUAAACAUUAUAUAGACCGGAAAUAUUUCUCUCGAAGAAAAAUGGGACUAGAAAUUCGUCUGUAGCGGAUAGACUACUAAUGGAGUAUUUGGAGGAGUACAUUUAUAAAAUGGCAGGUGACGCUCUAAAUAUGCAACCCGACUAUGAUGACUUAGUUACGUUAGUUUGCGGGAAAAAAGUACAAUAUACAAAUGAACCCGCAAUGGUUGAAAUCCUACAAGUUGGAAUUGUAUAUAGUGAUGAGGGAAUCAUAAAUCCGCAAUUCUUACAUAGGACGUUUGCAGAGUUUUACGUUGCAAAGUUCUUCGUGGAAAGAGUUAUUGAGCCAAUUUGUCAAGCGGACCAUGACAAAAUAUAUUUUGAUGAAAAUGCAAAAAAAUUCGUUGCAAAAUUCCUCUUAGAAAAUUGUGGGAUAGGUUCUGAAAAUACGGUUUUCUUGUUUCUAAAUGAUUUUAUGAAAAAAAUGUACUCCAAUGGCCUAAAGUAUACUAGCUUUCCAAAACUUGAACUUCAUGGCGAACUAGUAAGAAAAUUCGAUUUAAUAUGUCGUCGCAGCGAGAUUCAAGAUAACUAUGUUUUAGACUUUAUCAUAAACACGACACAAAUUCAGGAUUUCGACGAUACUAAAAUUUGGAAAUACGCUAAUUUGUCUUUAUCAGAGAUGUAUGCACGUGAUUUGAAAGAAUUUACUUUCAUAUUUUCAUUGCUGCGGAAAAUUUUAAUUCUUAAUCAAGACAAGACACUGAGAUAUAUUAAAUUUUUAACUAUUUUCGACUUUGUGAGAUCAGAACACAGGCUAAUUUCUAUUAAUGACAUGAUUAGGAUGUGCAAACCUAGAGGAAUCAAAAAUGUAUUUAUUAUGAAUGAUCCAAUGGCAUAUAUAUUACUGACGGAGGAAAAUAAGGACAAGUUUUUGACAGAUUUCCAGACAUAUGUCCUUCAAGAUUCGACAUUAAAAAAUCCUUUGCAACUACCAUAUAGAGAUAAAUUUCAUGGAAAAAUUGACAAGGGCAAUCUAGCACCUGACGAACACAUGUAUAAACUAAUUGAAGAGAACUACGAAGUUCAAUUUUCCAACAAAGAUUGGGAACGCAUUUACAAAUAUCAGGAAUGGAGAACCUUAACAAUUUUCUCGAAUGAUUGGUUUACGAUUUUAAGACUUUUUGGCCAGCCCUUAAAUAUAGGCUUGCUAAGACAACGGAGUUUACGGCCAACUUGGCAACCGCUCCAGCAGCAGCCGCCUCCGGUGACUCGACGUUGUGACUCUCGACCAAACAAACAUACAAUUCAUCAACCUAGAAAAUGAUAACGAAAACUUGCACAUAAAAUAUUUAGUCAAUUUGUCAUUUGAUACUGGCUGUCGAAGUAUGUAAAUUAGAAAUUCUGCGAUCUUAAUGAAAAUGGGUUUGAUAAUAUUUUUAUUAAAUACUUGUACCAUUUAUAAUAAGUGAUUCUUCUGUAUGUAGCCUUACUAUUAGUAAUUUUAUUUAUGUACGUAUAUGCAUAUGUAAACUUUAUGUGAGUAACUACACACGAACUCUGAACACGAUUUGGUUAAUUAACGCAAUGAUUUGUUUAAUGUUCCGGCAUAGAUAAUCCAUGUAAAACUUUGGCAGUUGUUAAAGUACAUAUGACAUUGCUGUUCAAAACUUUCGGAUAUUGAAUAAAUAUAUAUUUUGGGUGUUAUUA
Folsomia candida is the source of this 5277-nucleotide messenger RNA. RefSeq lists its product as uncharacterized. The record is from RefSeq and is a predicted model, not a curated record. NCBI's taxonomy places the organism in Eukaryota, Metazoa, Arthropoda, Collembola, Entomobryomorpha, Isotomidae. Bases 36 to 3653 code for a protein of 1205 amino acids. The transcript has 3 exons.